GAGCUCAAGAUGGUUCUUGUGGUGAACGAUGAGUUGAAGAUGGGCAAGGGCAAGAUAGGCGCCCAGUGCGCGCACGCGGCGGUGGGCGCUGUGGAGCGGCUGCACGAACGGCGCCAGACGGCCGCUCUGCACCAGUGGGAGGCGUGCGGGCAGCCCAAGGUCUGCCUGCGCGGCGCCUCCACGCUGGAGCUGCGGCAGCUGCAGGCGGAGGCCGCCGCGCGCGGGCUGCCCACCUUCAUCGUGCAGGACGCGGGGCGCACGCAGGUGGCCCCCGGCAGCCGCACCGUGCUGGCCAUUGGCCCCGCCCCAAAGAGCGCAGUCAACCAGGUCACGGGGCACCUCAAGCUG
Chlorella variabilis is the source of this 348-nucleotide messenger RNA. RefSeq lists its product as hypothetical. Lineage: Eukaryota; Viridiplantae; Chlorophyta; Trebouxiophyceae; Chlorellales; Chlorellaceae. The annotation marks the transcript as partial. Gene Ontology annotation, cellular component: cytosol; mitochondrion. The record is from RefSeq and is a predicted model, not a curated record. The transcript has 4 exons. Gene Ontology annotation, molecular function: peptidyl-tRNA hydrolase activity.